UGAGCUGACAGUAGGCCGGCGACGUCACAGUGGGCCGGUUCGAGCCUUCCUUCGUUCGAUUCAGGCAGGCUCCUCUAUUCGUUUUACAUGUAGCAAGCAGGGUUGCGGGGUGCAGUUCAGACAUGGGAAGUGAGCAUUACUGCCUGAGGUGGAACAAUCAUCAGAGCAACUUGCUGGGUGUGUUCAGUCAACUGCUGGAGUCGGAGUCGCUGGUGGACGUGACACUGGCGUGCACGGAGGGACCGUCGAUACGCGCACACAAAGUAGUCCUCUCCGCGUGCUCCAGUUAUUUCCAGGCCCUGUUCCUCGACCAUCCGAACCGUCACCCCAUCGUUAUCCUAAAGGACGUACGUUUCGCCGAGCUACGUACCCUCGUCGACUUCAUGUACAAGGGCGAGGUAAACGUCGAGUACUGCCAGCUAUCGGCCCUCCUCAAGACAGCGGAGAGUCUCAAGGUUAAGGGUCUAGCGGACAUGACGAACAUCAACGCGGCGGUAGCAUCCAGGGAAGAGCAACAACAGCAACAGCAGCAGCAACAGCAACAGCAGCAACAACAGCAGCAACAACACACAAGCACAUCCGAUACGUCGCGAGAGCAUCAUCGAGAACGAGAACGAGACCGAGAACGAGAUCGAGAAAGCAUAAAAGAAACGAGCGGCAAGGAGAGGGAACGAGAGUCGAACGUCACCACCGGAGCGUCGGUCGGUGCCAAGGAAUGCGAACAACAGCAACAGCAGCAACAGCAGCAGCAGCAGCAGCAACAACAGCAGCAGCAGCAGCAGCAGCAGCAGCAAUCCGGCAGCAUCGCUCAGAAUACCCCCAGCGAAACCGCGGAGGCAGUGGACAUGACGGAUUGUCCGCCGUCACCGACGGGACCCGGUAGCCCGUGUCCAGGACCAUUGGCUCUCGACCGGCCCAGGAGGGAUUCCGAGGACGCGGCCAGCCUCGAGGAAACGAGGGCCGGCUCUCUCAGCCCAAUCUCGGUGCACAGCGGACCAUCCGAUAUGAGCCUCAGCAACAACACUGGCGCGCCCGGUGGCGUGCUGCCGUUGAACCUACCGCAGAGCCGGCUUCCGUCCCCGCACAGUACCGAGCCCCUCGCCGGCCCAUCGGGCUUACCCCCGGUCCAACAAGUACCGCUAAAAGAGAGAGAGUCGGAGAUGAGUCUUUCCCGCGGGGGUACAGAGCGCCGGAGGGAAGACAAGAAGUUGAUGUUCUUGUUUGUUUGGUUGCAGGAGUUGAUGGGUGUGGAUGAGCGGGUGUUUGCGUGCAUGUACUGCGGUGCCUCGUUCCUCCACCAGAGCAAGCUGACGCGGCACAUCCUCUCGCACAGCCUCGAGUCGCUCAAGUACCGCGAGCAGGCGGCCCACCUGCAGCUGCAGGCUCAGCUGGGCCUCGAACCCGGCAUGCACCUGCCGCCGGAGGCACACUACCCCGCCGCGGGUACGAUUGAGCCGAUGGACUUCGAGCUCGCGGCCCACUCGGACCCGACCUCCGGCGUCGUCCUCUGCAAGUUCUGCGGCAAGUCCUUCCCGGACGUUGGCUCACUGAUCGCCCAUCUACCGGCGCACACCGGCGACCGGCCGUUCAAAUGCGAGUUCUGCGGUAAGGCGUUCAAACUGCGCCACCACAUGAAGGACCACUGUCGUGUGCACACCGGCGAACGGCCGUUCCGGUGUACACUGUGUGGCAAGACCUUUUCGAGGUCGACGAUACUCAAGGCCCAUGAAAAGACACAUUACCCGAAGUAUGUGCGCAAGUUCCUGUCCCCGAGCCCCGUGGACCCCUCCGAGGAAGAGGCCCCGCCGCCGCCACCGCCGCAUCAUUGAGUUCGCCUUAGCCUCAGCAGCAAAGACCGCCGUCAUGC
Pogonomyrmex barbatus (red harvester ant) is the source of this 1867-nucleotide messenger RNA. It is a transcript of the gene mamo, whose product is annotated as zinc finger protein 628-like. Gene Ontology annotation, molecular function: protein binding. Gene Ontology annotation, cellular component: nucleus. Lineage: Eukaryota; Metazoa; Arthropoda; Insecta; Hymenoptera; Formicidae. Gene Ontology annotation, biological process: regulation of transcription by RNA polymerase II. The record is from RefSeq and is a predicted model, not a curated record.